Molecule: messenger RNA, 3085 nt
Organism: Phlebotomus argentipes
Lineage: Eukaryota; Metazoa; Arthropoda; Insecta; Diptera; Psychodidae
Product: ATP-binding cassette sub-family G member 8
Exons: 9
Coding region: 340-3012 (890 amino acids)
Cellular component (GO): plasma membrane
Molecular function (GO): ATP hydrolysis activity; ATP binding; ABC-type transporter activity
Source: RefSeq, a predicted model, not a curated record
CCCUGGCAUCGAACGGAUCGCAUGUGGAUCGCGGUGCCGGAUAUCCACAAUUGACCCCCAAAAAGAGCUGUCUUUUGGCCAAUUGGACCACAACUUGGGCAUCGUGAUCGCGCCUCAAUCGCAAGAUCACCGUUUUCCCGAGGAAUUCACACUGUGAUCUGUGGCAUUAGCGUUGUUUGUGCUUGUUCUGUGAUCACCUCAGAGACUGCAUUGGUUCUUUUUCUCCCAACGCGAGUGCAAUGAUCGUGGCGCGAUGGAUCUGUGAAUGACAGUGGCUUGAUCGCGACAUGCAACUCCAUGGAUUAAAUCUCACAUAGUACCGCAACGCAGAAGAAAAUCAUGAGUCGUCAAGAACGUACUUUUCGAAAUGGCAUAGAACUCAAUAAUAUGUCAUCACCGAAGAAUUCACGGGAGGAGAGACGAUAUUCAGUGCCUCAUCAUGGUCCAAAUACUCCACUUCCGCCGCCAGCAUCGGAGGAUUUGCACGCGUGGUCGAUCUACAGACCUGAGGCAUUUUACAGGCAAAACCUCAACUCGGACUUUACCGACUCGGCUCUGGGUUCAUCCGACAAGUCUCCACUGCCAUAUGGGAAUUUCCAGCUGAGAGACACCACAGUCCAGUCAAUUCUCAAUCAUCCACGCUACGGACCCAAGUCUCCUUUGGGCUCCAACAUGUACACUUACCUUAAAUUCGGGCUGCCACGCGUUUUCCCGCCCAAUGCGGGCUCCCAGAGGUCUCACAAUCGACCCAACGGAGCCGCCGGCGGCCGAGGGAGAGUGAACAGAGGAUACCGGGAGAGUCAGCCGAUCGGAGGCGCCAGCAGUGGCUACGACAGCAGCGACAAUGAGACGACACGCGGCAGAGUACCGCCGAAUCUGCGCAAGUUCCGCAGCGAAAGCGAUUUUAGGGCGCUGGGAGUGGUUUCGGGAUCACGACCCAGCUCCAGGGCACACGGAAAUAUCCCUCUGGCGGCCCUGAAGCAAGCCCAUAGUCGCGCUAGCAUUGCCGGAACGCACUUGAAUCACCACAACUCACGUCAUUAUGGCAAUAGGUCGCAUAGUGAAGCGGAUCUCCUUGGCCAGGACACUUACGACUACGAUUCCAGACUCUACGCCCCGUCCAGGGCACGAUCAGACCAGGUUCUGCUGUCCAGGAGGCAAUCGCCCAUGGGAUUAGUGUAUCCCAAUAUCCAAGUGCAUUCUCUGGACGUGGUGCCGGGAGUCAGGGGGGUUUCUCUGCAGGCGAAGGCCGGGGAUCUCUUUGCAAUUAUGGCCACGUCUCAGAAAGAAGGCACAGCACUUACGGAAGCUCUGGCUGGGCUGCGACAACGCUUGGGCGGAGAGAUACUGGUCAAUGGACAGCACAUCACGCAGCGAGGACUCCGUGAUCUCUGUGGUUACGUGUCGGCCCCCGAUCGCGCCGCUCUAGAUCCGCGGAUGAGUGUCCAAAGCACGUUGAGCUUUCAUGCGAAUCUUCGAGGUCCGGCAGACAGGAGUGAUCUCAAGGAGAGAAUUGACAUUCUUAUCGAAGAUCUCGGCUUGACAGCCGUGCGGACGGCCAAUGUGUCCCGAUUGACGCACUCGGAGCGACAGCGUCUCAGCGUGGCGUGCCAAUUGUUGACCCAGGCCAGCGUGCUAGUUCUAGAUCAGGCCACCACGAGCAUGGACAUCUUCGACACCUUCUUUCUGGUCGAGUACCUCAGACAGUGGUGCAGCAGCGGCAGGAUCGUGAUAAUGACCCUGCAGCCGCCGACCUUCGAGAUACUCUCCAUGUGCUCAGGCGUGCUGCUGCUCUCUGGAGGACGGACUGUCUUCUCGGGCAGUCGCUCGGAUCUGCCGCGCCACAUGGGUACGCUCGGGUACCCGUGUCCGCCCUUCAAGAACCCAGCAGACUACUAUCUGGACCUCGUGACUCUGGACGACCUCUCGGCCGCCGCCAUGCUGGAGUCCUCGGCCAGGAUCGACUCCCUGGCCUCCGCCUGGGAGCAAGUCAACGCCGAACUGCCAAUAAGCGCUCCACCAGCUGCAAUGCCCAACUUCACGAAGCGCGCAGGAGUGUUCAAGCAGAUCACAACGCUGUGCAAAAGGUACAUUGUGUACAAGCAACCGGGAUCUCUGCUCUCCUGGAUCAGCAGACUCAUCGCCGCCGCUGUACUCUCGCUCUGCAUCGGCACAAUCUUUUGGGACGUGCCAGCAUCUGAUCCGCAGUUGACGCAGAACGAUCGUCUCGGCUAUCAUCACUGCAUCAUGGCCGUAGCGUUCUGGCCACUGCUUUUGCUCGCCAUUCGCGAUGCACACGAGGAUCGCGAGCACGCGGAACGGGAGAUCUCGCUGCGGCUCUACUCGCGCCCGCUCUACAUCAUCGUGCAGAGCGUCUUGAGCGUGAUGCCCAGUCUCUGCAUCUGGUUGGCCUAUCUCCUGCCCGCGCACAGCAUGGCCGGCCUGUACUCCUACACCACGAGCAGCGAUCGCGGGAUUUACAUUUACAUGGGUUACAUGCUCCUGUAUUUGAUGGCCAUACAAGCGCUCGCCCUCUUUGGGACCCAUUUCUUCUCCACCAAGACGAGCGCUGGCGUCUUCACGGGCUUCGUGAUGCUCGCUGUGAGUUCCGUCGGUGGCUACUCCAUCCACUCUGCCUCCAUUCCGUCCUUCUGGAAGUGGGUGGAGCUGCUGUCGCCGGAGCGCUGGCUUCUGCCCGUUCUGGCUGAGGAUGAGUACAGCGCUGAAACAAUUGCUAACACUGCUGGUCUUCAGCUCUGCCGGAACAAGCAGGUACAACACCAGGAGAUCAUCGUUCAGCAGCCGUGUCCUCCGCCAAAUGGAACGCAGAUUCUGGCAGAUCACCUGCUCCUGCCACGCAACCACGUCCUAGAUCCUCAGGACAUGCAAGAGUCGACGUUGAUAGCAUUAAUUGUGGCAGCUUGUCUCCUCUUCCUGCUCGCCUUCAUGGCCUUCAGUGUCAACACAUGGCGACUGUUUUCACGCAAGAAGAGAAGCUCCAAGGAGAGAUAGACAAUCUUAAGGGAAUUCAUUCAUUUAACACAUUCGGAUUUUUUGCUCUUCAAUAUACAAAUUUUCAGAGAAA